Molecule: messenger RNA, 1491 nt
Organism: Photinus pyralis (common eastern firefly)
Lineage: Eukaryota; Metazoa; Arthropoda; Insecta; Coleoptera; Lampyridae
Product: reversion-inducing cysteine-rich protein with Kazal motifs-like
Exons: 3
Coding region: 1-1119 (372 amino acids)
Biological process (GO): extracellular matrix organization
Cellular component (GO): plasma membrane
Molecular function (GO): protein binding; metalloendopeptidase inhibitor activity
Source: RefSeq, a predicted model, not a curated record
AUGGAAUCGGAGAUGAGACAGGAGGGGGAAAGGUGUUACAUAGAAGAGGAAAUGUUUAACGUGCACCGUGGCUUUUUGCCGUUCGCCUUUGGCCUUUCCUCCGCCACCGCCGGCUGUGUUUUGACCGUUAGUACAAUCAGACUAAAAGCGCGAUUUCUUCUUUACAGAUGCGCCGGAUUGAACGACUCGGAUAUAGAAUACGGCGCCUGUCCCGACCCUUGCAAAAACAACCCAUGCAGCGUUGGCCAAAAAUGCGUACCGGACACUCAGGUCUGCCUGUCCUUGAAUCAGAAACCCUGCCUGCAAUACCAGUGCAUCAACGGAACCAUAAACUGCGGCGAUUUGCCGACGGAACCCGUCUGCGACGUCGACAACCGAGAGUAUCAAAACGCCUGCUUCUUGGCGCAUCACAAUUCCAAAUUUGCGUACGGAGGACCGUGCCUUACCAAUUGUAAAUUCGCGGGAAAAGUGUGCGGAAUUAAUGGCAAAACGUACACAUCGGAAUGUGCAGCAUGGGCCGACUACGUGAGCGUGGAUUAUAUCGGUCCGUGUGUGACAGUCGGGUUGAUCACGAACGGUAAUGUCAAGCAGUGUACGACUGUGAAGUGCGGACCGUUGUCUGAUCCCAAAUGCAUAGGGGUGGCGCCGCCCGGGGCCUGCUGCCCGGUAUGUGGCGGCGCCAUAAGGCUGCUAUACUCAUCGCGCCAAAUCACUCGCGCGCUUUACGCGUUCCAAAACAAGUCUACGUCGCCAAUUUCCCUAAAGGGGGUCUUGAGAGCGUUACAAAGGCACAUACAGGUGGCGCAGUGCACGCUACGUGGAUUUCUAAGCGUCGAAGCGGACAUCUUUGUCAUAGUACAGUCGACUGAGAAAUAUCCCUCUCAGCUGCAGUUGGAGGCGUGCGUGAGGGAGGCGGAAAAGUUGGCCAGCUUAGUCAACAAGCAAAGUCCGAGGAUAGUCAGCGAGUUGAGUUUAAGCUGUUUGACGACGGCUAUGACCGUUCACUCGUAUUCGUCCGUAAAUUCGUUCAAGCAGUACAACGCGGCGAAAGGCGCGCAUUUAUUCACGCAAUUUGCUUACCUGUUAAAUAUAUUUAUUAUUUAUUUCUUGGUGUCAUGAUAAUUACAGAUUUGUUAUCAUUGGGCAAAUGAGCCAGUUUUAUCGUUGAGAAGACAAACUUGAUCUGUGAUAUAAUUCUGUACAUUUUGAUAUUGUUUUAUUGUAGUUUAUAAAUAUAGUUUUAAGAAACUUGUUACCAAAGAAAUAGUAUUCAAGCAAAAUUUGUUGCAACGUUAAGCAUGUGCCUUAAUAGUUGUAGAUAUUAAAGAUGUGUUCAGUGAGUAGGAUUUACGUUCUUACAUUAUGUACAUUUAAGACUUCCGUUAACGUGCCAAAAUAUAUCGACUGGCUGGUUUCAAAAUUGAUUAAAUGCUAUAACUAGUCGAAUUUAUUGUUUUGUACAGAAAUGAUAAAUAUAUGUAUAUGCCAUAA